Messenger RNA from Rhipicephalus sanguineus (brown dog tick), 1569 nucleotides. Its product is annotated as beta-scruin-like. Gene Ontology annotation, molecular function: protein binding. Bases 1 to 1554 code for a protein of 517 amino acids. The transcript is spliced from 11 exons. The record is from RefSeq and is a predicted model, not a curated record. NCBI's taxonomy places the organism in Eukaryota, Metazoa, Arthropoda, Arachnida, Ixodida, Ixodidae.
AUGGACGUGCACAGCCUGCUUGGACUGGCUGCCGUAACAGUACCGCCGGACACAGCGGAUGAAUCUGGGCUGAAGAGCGGCGAGAGCUCAAGAGCCCCGUCAUCGCUGAAACUGGAGCAGGGUGACCAGGACAAGAGCAAACGGCCGCACAAACCUCCUAAAAAUUUGUACGCGGACAAGGACCGUUCAGCCGAGGAAGUGGAAGUGCCCCCAGAUGUUCGCACCAAGUUGACGCCUCGUCCCCGGCGGCCUAGAACAGACGCUGGUGACGUCGAGGAGAGCACCGAGGGUGGUCAUUGGCCGCCGAGUCGUAUAACCCUCGACUCGAAGACCUUCCUGGGAGUGGAGACGUUGAAGGUUCGCACUCCGCUUAGUCGACCCAGCCUCCCACGCUUCUACCACUACGUCCCCACGGCGCCCGCGAACGACCCGCACAGCGGCAUCACGGUUCGCGUCGAUGACGACUUCAAGCGCACAAAGGAAGUGCUUGGACUACGCGACGCCAGUGGACUUCCGGCUUUCGCCCGGAAGUUGCGGAGGGUCAAAAAGGUGCAGGACGAGACACUUCCGAUCAUCCUCACCUUCGGCGGUCUUGACCCGAGAGAUCCGCUCAACUAUGCCAACGGACGCGUAGUCCUCCACUACCACGUGCUCAAGAACCGCUGGGACCUGUGCGGAAUGAUGCCCGAGCCGCGCAGCUACCACGCCGCCGUGCUCAUCGGAAAGACAGUUUACGUCACCGGUGGCUUUGAUCCAGAAACUCGAAAGUGCGGAGAGCUGGUGGCCUGCAAGACGACGUUCGCCUACGACAUCGACACAAUGCAGUGGAGUCGCAAGGCCGACAUGAAGACCGGUCGAGCGGCACACGGUGCGGCAGCUUUCAAGGACAAGCUCUUCGUUUUUGGCGGCAGAGGACGCCUGGGACGAGCCGUGGAAUCGACCGAAGAGUACGACCCUUCGUCCGACACGUGGAAAGAGUGCACGCCACUGGACGUGCCCCGCAUGGCCGUAGGCUGUGCCACGGUAGCUGAUGACAUCUACGUGGUCGGUGGCUUGGUACCGGAGGCGGACGAUCUGUACCGAGCCGUGGACAGGGUCAACAUAUACGACCCAAAGACACACACGUGGUCUGAAGGUCCACCGCUACCCAAACCGCGUGCGUUCCCCGCGGCGGCUUCCCUCGGCGACAAGCUGUGGCUGAUCGGCGGCUGUUACGACAACUCGGAACCGGGACUAAAUCUGGUCAGCCUGCGAGACGUCGACGUCCUCGAACCAAGCGGGUGGGUACACAUGGGCUGUACUACCCAUUCGAGGCACGCCGCGGCUGUCGCUGUAGCUGACACCAACAUCUACGUCAUCGGUGGCACGAGCAGCGUACUCAACGGACCAAUCAAACGGCCGGAAGUGUACCUGCAGCAAGACGACCGUUACAAGUUCCCGGCCGAGUACCCGGAAGCAAUGACCGGCAUUUCCGCCGUGUCCGUACCUCCGAUCACGGCUACGUUCAGGAGCCGGUCCCUGACGUGCAUGAUAACGGACGCACUGGCGGAAUAGCGAGGCCGCUGUAUU